UUAGGCAUCCAGGUACAACUCCCAAUUUUGCUAAACUUGAGAGAUUGAACUAAAUAAAUAAAACAAGCUUUGAGAAGGAAAAAAAAAAAAAAAAGUUCUUCCUUUCCCUCAAUCCCCGAUCAUCUGUCUUUGAAGUUCAGGAUUUCUCCUCUUUUUCAGAUUCGAGAAUCAGUUGUUAAGACAUUGCGCUUUUGCGUGUCAACAUUUUCAGGAAGAGACCCUGUGACAACAAAAGCUUUGUUGCCCUCUGAAAAGUAACUCACAGUCACACCCCCAUGGUUUUGUAUUUGUGAAGUGUGAAAAAGAACCCAUCUGAACGAUUUUCUAUUUGUAAAGCAAAAUGGCGAGUUUGAGAAGAAGUCUGAUUAGUGUGUGCAAAAUCCUAAAUUCCAAUCGGAGCUCCAUUGCUGCCACUUCCCCUCAGGCCCUUUUCAAGCCUCAAUAUCGUUGGGUUUCUGGGUUUUCUUCAAAUACCCAAUCGCUUGAUAUCGAUCUCUCCAAUGAAGAGAGCAAGAGACAAUUAUUUAACAGACUGAUAUAUAGGAGCAAACAACGAGGGUUUUUGGAGUUGGAUUUGAUUCUUGGGAAAUGGGUGGAGGAGCAUAUUCAUUCCAUGGAUGAGAAUGGUAUUAAAUCUCUCGUUCAUGUCCUUGACCUGGAAAACCCAGAUCUGUGGAAGUGGCUUACUGCCCAGGAGCAGCCCCCUGAAGGACUGGAAAUAAAUCCUGUGUUUACUGCCCUGCAUGACAAGGUUAUGAACAACCUCAACAGCUACUCUGCUCCUGAAACACGAGCCAUGCCUGGGCAGCCAUGGGUAAGAGGGUGGGAUGAUAUUAAGAAAGGUCAGGACGGCCCUAUUGCUGGGAACCAGUAGCUUUGCGAUCCACCUCUCAACAAGGUCUCAUAUGACGCGUUACUUUGUAUGAAUAAGGAUAUAAAUUUCUGUUAUGUGGUUGUUAUUUGCUGUCCCAUACCUUCUCAAGAAAUGAAUAAGGACUGUGGUGAGACAAAACCAUUAUGGGGUCUUGCCUCUAGGCCCAGGUACUGUAUCCAUAGUUGCUUAUGUAAUGUAGUAUAUUAUAACUCUUAACGGUUUAUGCCAUGGUUUGGUCUGUCCGUACUUCUACA
Molecule: messenger RNA, 1128 nt
Organism: Quercus robur (English oak)
Lineage: Eukaryota; Viridiplantae; Streptophyta; Magnoliopsida; Fagales; Fagaceae
Product: succinate dehydrogenase assembly factor 2, mitochondrial
Exons: 6
Coding region: 341-874 (177 amino acids)
Biological process (GO): mitochondrial electron transport, succinate to ubiquinone; tricarboxylic acid cycle; mitochondrial respiratory chain complex II assembly
Cellular component (GO): mitochondrion
Source: RefSeq, a predicted model, not a curated record